GCACAACAGCUCAGACCUCAGCUCCAGCAUCUGCGUUUUGAAGCAAGGAUGGCUGAGAUGGACAGAAUGUUUCAUUGUGAAAGGAAACAAUGUUCCAGGUCAAGCUGAGUCCGCCACACACAGACCCUCAUGAUGAUUCUAGAAGAAAUCUCGACAAGUCUUAUCAUGUGGUUUUUCUACUCCUUGAUUCCAUGUUUGCUCAUAGAUGGAGUUGCUCUUCUGCCUGCUCCUCAGAACCUCUCUGUACAAUCAAUCAACAUGAAGCAUCUCUUGAUGUGGAGCCCAGUGACCAUGCCUGGAGAAAUAACACACUAUUCUGUUGAGUACCAGGGAGAGUAUGAGAGCCUGUACAUGAGCCACGUCUGGAUCCCCAGCAGCAGGUGCUCACCUACCAAAGUUCCUGAGUGUGACGUUACUGAUGACAUCACUGCCACUGUGCCAUACAACCUCCGUGUCAGGGCCACCCUAGGCUCACAGAACUCAGCCUGGAGCACCCUGAUGCACCCUUUUAAUCGAAACUCAACUUUUCUAACCCCACCUGGAAUGGAGGUCACCAAGGAUGGCUUCUACCUGGUUAUUAAGCUGGAAGACCUGGGGCCCCAGUUUGAAUUCCUCGUGGCCUACUGGAAGAGGGAGCCUGGUGCUAAGGAACAUGUCAAAACAGUGAGGAGCAGGGGUGUUCCAGUGCACCUGGAAACCAUGGAGCCCGGGGCUGUGUACUGUGUGAAGGCCCAGACAUUUGUGAAGGCCAUCGGGAGGCACAGUACCUUCAGCCAGGCAGAAUGCAUCAAGGUGCAAGAAGAAACUCUCCCCCUAGUGCUGGCCUUGACUGCAUUUGCUGGCGUUGUACUGAUCCUUGUGGUUGUGUUGCUCUCCAUCUGGAAGAUGGGCCAGCUGCUCCGGUACUCCUGCUGCCCAGCAGUGGUGCUGCCCAAUACCUUGAAAAUCACCUCUUCACCCCAGAAGUUAAUCAGCUGCAGAAGGGAGGAGGUGGAAGCCUGCGCCACAACUGUGCUGCCCCCUGAGGAACUCUUCAGGACCUGGAUCUAGUAGGCUCAGGGAAGCAUCCAGAUGAAGCUGAGCAACCCAGUCUGUGCAACGCAGGCACUGUGAGGGGAGAAAGGCUGUGCUUCUGUUUUCCUUCAAGGACAAAAGCAGCUAGAGGAGCCUUCUACGUCCAU
Molecule: messenger RNA, 1181 nt
Organism: Phyllostomus hastatus (greater spear-nosed bat)
Lineage: Eukaryota; Metazoa; Chordata; Mammalia; Chiroptera; Phyllostomidae
Gene: IL20RB
Product: interleukin 20 receptor subunit beta
Exons: 7
Coding region: 130-1050 (306 amino acids)
Molecular function (GO): interleukin-20 binding
Source: RefSeq, a predicted model, not a curated record